AUGAAGAUCGAAAGAAUACUCACCGGCGCCACUCUAUUCCUGAGCGUCAGCUCCCAAUUCGUCCAUCCAGGGGCCCUACACACUCGCAAAGACAUCGAACGAGUCCGAAACAAAGUACACGCCCAAGAACAGCCCUGGUACCGAGCAUGGCAGCACCUCGAGUCCGGCGUCCUGGCACAGACAACAUGGACACCCUCGCCCCACGAGGUUCUAGUCCGAGGCACCAACGCAAGCUGGAAGCCCACGCCGUCUCAAAACUACGGCGACGCCUACCGCGACGCUCACUCGGCCUACCAACUCACACUGCGGUGGCUGAUCGGCGGAAACACCUCAUACGCCGAUCACGCCGCGACCAUCCUGAACAGCUGGGGCACGAAGCUGCGCGACCUCAACGGAACCGAAGACAAAUACCUCGCCGCAGGCCUAUACGGGUACCAGUUCGCCAACGCGGCGGAGAUCCUGCGCCUCUAUCCCGGCUGGACUGCAGACUCCCAGGCAGAAUUCAGCGAUAUGCUGAAGCGCGUGUUUGCGCCAUACAACCACGCGUUCCUCGAGCACCACAACGGCAAGACGAACUUCUACUACGCGAACUGGGACCUGUGCAACGUCGCCAGCCUGCUCGCCAUCGGGAUCUUCACGGACAAUCGAACGAUGUUCGACUACGCGACGCACUACUGGCAAUACGGGCUGCCGGACAGCAGCGUCGUGGUCAACGGGGCGCUGCCGUAUUUUUCCAUCGCCAAUUUCACCGAGCAGGGAUCGGGCAAGCCGUUUAUGCAGAUGCAGGAGUCUGGAAGGGAUCAAGGCCAUGCGAUGCUGUGUAUGGCGUUGCUGGGGGUCAUUGGACAGCAGGCGUGGAAUCAGGGCGUGGAUCUGUUCGCGACGUACGGGAAUCAGAUCCUGAAUGCAGCUGAAUACGUCGCCAAGUACAACACGAACCACACGGUGCCCUACGUCCCCUACACCAGCUGGGAGGGUCUGCUGGACAAGAUAUCGGCCAAAUCGCGCUUCGACGUGCGGCCGGGGUACGAGGCAAUCGCGUCGCACUAUACCAGGGUCAAGAAUCUGAAUGCGUCCUGGUCCAUCCGGUUUCGCGACUAUGUGAACGGCAAUAUCUCGACCGAUGUCGAGGGUGGCGGAGGUGACUACGGGCCUAAUUCUGGCGGUUAUGAUGCGUUUGGACAUGGGACGCUGAUGUACCGGAUUGAGUCGGAUGCAUAG
Molecule: messenger RNA, 1221 nt
Organism: Aspergillus steynii IBT 23096
Lineage: Eukaryota; Fungi; Ascomycota; Eurotiomycetes; Eurotiales; Aspergillaceae
Product: exopolysaccharide inner membrane protein-like protein
Exons: 2
Coding region: 1-1221 (406 amino acids)
Cellular component (GO): periplasmic space
Molecular function (GO): lyase activity
Source: RefSeq, a predicted model, not a curated record